CACUCCCCAGUCCCCAUAGACUCCAGCCUGAGCUGCACCGUGAGCGCUCGCCGCUCCGCAUCGCCGUCCCAGUCCCACACCCCGCAUCCAGCCUGCCCCAGCGUAAUGGCGCUUCGCCAGGCCGUCCUCCUGGCCGUGGUCCUCGCCGCGCUGCUCCCGCUCGCCCUCUCUCGCGGGUUGGGCUUGGUGCACGGGCAUGUGCGGCCGCACACGCACGGGCUGGGGCUCGGCCACCACCACGCCCAGCCGCACCCGCACCCGCACGGGCACGCACCGCUCGUAGGUGGCGCGUGGUCCUCUGCUCACGCCACCUUCUACGGCGGCGGCGACGCGUCCGGCACCAUGGGCGGUGCGUGCGGGUACGGCAACCUCUACAGCCAGGGGUACGGCACCAACACGGCGGCGCUGAGCACGGCGCUCUUCAACAACGGGCUCAGCUGCGGCGCCUGCUUCGAGGUGCGCUGCGACGCGGCGGGGGGCGGGAGCCACUCGUGCCUGCCGGGCUCCGUCGUGGUGACGGCCACCAACUUCUGCCCGCCCAACAACGCGCUCCCCUCCGACGACGGCGGCUGGUGCAACCCGCCGCGCGCCCACUUCGACAUGUCGCAGCCCGUGUUCCAGCGCAUCGCGCUCUACAGGGCCGGCAUUGUUCCCGUCUCCUACCGCAGGGUUGCGUGCAACAAGAAGGGCGGCAUACGUUUCACCAUCAACGGCCACUCCUACUUCAACCUGGUACUGGUGACCAACGUGGGAGGCGCCGGCGACGUGCACGCGGUUGCCGUGAAGGCCGAGCGCUCCCCCGGGUGGCAGGCCCUGUCGCGCAACUGGGGCCAGAACUGGCAGAGCAACACGCUCCUGGACGGGCAGGCCCUGUCCUUCCGCGUCACCACCAGCGACGGCCGCUCCGUGCUCUCCAACAACGCCGCCCCCCGCGGCUGGUCUUUCGGCCAGACUUUCAGCGGUGCCCAGUUCAACUGAACACACCCCCACCGUUCAUGCAGCGUCGACGCAGUGGCACUAGUACUAGUUGUUCCGUCCACCCCGAUUGGAGCCUGCCGAGAGGCGCCAUGGUUUUAUGAAUGGUCUGCACCUCGCAUUUGCUCCUGGGAAUUACCAGUAGUUUAGGCCUAGUAAUAGCGCGGGUUUUAUCGUGCUUGCGUUAGCAUGGUGUUUUAGUGUUCCUUGGUUGUAUCCGGCUUGGAAAUUGGAGGUGGUGGUAAGGCUGGUCUGCAGAUAAACGGAGGCAGGCUGCCUUGUAUCACCCGCCAAUUAUGCGUUUAGGGCCUCAUGGUGAUGGCUCCUUCGAGAUGAGAUGUUUUCUGAGUUAUUCAAGUGUGUUAGUUGUAAUGAAUCUUAUCAAGUUACUAUUUCCUAAUAUAUUAUCCUUCGGAAA
Zea mays is the source of this 1393-nucleotide messenger RNA. RefSeq names its product alpha expansin 2. Bases 106 to 978 code for a protein of 290 amino acids. The record is from RefSeq and is marked validated. The transcript has 3 exons. NCBI's taxonomy places the organism in Eukaryota, Viridiplantae, Streptophyta, Magnoliopsida, Poales, Poaceae. Gene Ontology annotation, biological process: plant-type cell wall organization. Gene Ontology annotation, cellular component: extracellular region.